Molecule: messenger RNA, 1872 nt
Organism: Sphenostylis stenocarpa
Lineage: Eukaryota; Viridiplantae; Streptophyta; Magnoliopsida; Fabales; Fabaceae
Source: the annotation of a GenBank genome assembly
AUGCAUCUCUUUCCCUUCACUCCCAUCAUCCUUGUCACCUUUUUGAUCCACAACUUCUCUCUGAUUCUGGGGCAGCAACCUUAUAUUGGUUUAGGCACAGUAGCAUGCCCUGCAAGAGGUAACAAAAACUCUAUUCGAGGUUAUACUUGUAAUGGUGCAAACAGCUGCCAAACGUACCUUACUUUCAGAUCUCAACCCAUUUACAACUCUGUCUCCACAAUAUCUACUUUAUUGGGUUCUGACCCGUCCCAACUUGCUAAAAUAAAUUCGGUUUCCAUGAAUGAUACCUUCGAAACAAACAAGUUGGUGCUUGUUCCGAUCAACUGUUCCUGUGCAGGUGAGUAUUAUCAAACAAACACAUCCUAUGUGUUCCAGAAUUCAGAAACGUACUUCUUGAUUGCUAACAACACUUUCGAGGGACUCACAACAUGUCAAGCUUUGCAGAAUCAAAACUACGACCCAGCAAACAUAUACCCCGGUAGAAAACUUCUAGUGCCUCUUAGAUGUGCUUGUCCCACAAAAAAUCAAACCGACACAGGCGUCAGGUACCUCUUAAGUUACUUGGUGAACUGGGGUGAUUCUGUUUCAUUCGUUAGUGAGAAAUUUGGUGUCAACUUUAUGACCACUCUUGAUGCUAAUAGCCUAACUUUGACACAAGCCACGAUCUAUCCCUUUACCACACUUCUAAUUCCCCUUCAUGGUAAGCCCUCAAGUUCUCAAACCGUUUCUCCAACUCAACAUUCUCCACCACCCUCGUCACCCCCCUCUUCUCAUAAAAACAAAACAUGGGUGUAUGUUGUUGUUGGAGUUGUUGUAGGAGCGGUUGCCUUAACAUCUGUUCUCUGUGCUGCCAUUUUCUUCACACGCUAUCGCAAAGACAAAAUCAAGGAUAAUUCAGUGGUGGCGUCCAAGAAACUUGAGGCAACUGAGAAAAAACCAUUAAGGAAAGUGAAUGAAAAAUUGUCAAAGAUCAUAUCUGGCAUAGCUCAAUCGUUCAAGGUGUAUGAUUUCCAGGAAUUACAGCGAGCAACAGAUAACUUUAGUCCAAGCUACUGGAUCAAAGGGUCUGUUUAUCGCGGUGUGAUUAAUGGUGAUUUGGCCGCAAUUAAAAAGAUAGAAGGGGAUGUGACAAAGGAAAUAGAGAUACUGAAUAAGAUCAACCAUUCCAAUGUUAUACGCCUUUCCGGGGUUAGCUUCCACGAGGGGCGUUGGUACCUUGUUUACGAGUAUGCUCCUAAUGGAGCUUUGAGUGAAUGGAUCUACUUCAACGACGUGGAUGGAAAGUUUCUGAGUUGGACGCAGAGAAUACAGAUUGCAUUGGAUGUGGCCACAGGACUUGAUUAUCUUCACAGUUUCACUUCUCCUCCUCAUAUCCACAAGGAUAUUAACACUAGUAACAUUCUUCUGGAUGGUGAUUUCAGGGGAAAGGUUGCAAAUUUAAGCCUUGCUAGGUGUGUGGAAGGAGAAGAUGACCAAUUUCCUGCCACAAGGCACAUUGUUGGGACAAGAGGCUACAUGGCUCCCGAGUAUUUGGAACAUGGUCUUGUGUCUACAAUGCUUGAUGUGUAUGCUUUUGGGAUACUGAUGCUGGAGAUGGUCACAGGAAAAGAGGUAGCAGCUGUUUUAACAGAAGAUGAGACAAACUUAUCACAUGUUUUAAGUGUCCAGGAGAGGUUGAAGGAGUUUGUGGAUCCCUCUUUGCGAGAAAAUUGUCCAUUUGAACUUGCUAUGUUUGUGAUUGAAAUGAUUGAUCGUUGCAUAUUGAAAGAUCCAGCAAGUCGUCCUACCGUGCAUGAGAUUGUGCAAUCUCUGUCAAGAACCCUGGACUCUUCCAUGAGUUGGGAAAGGUCAAUGAAUGUCCCGCGAAACUAG